Messenger RNA from Prorocentrum cordatum, 310 nucleotides. The record is from the annotation of a GenBank genome assembly. NCBI's taxonomy places the organism in Eukaryota, Dinophyceae, Prorocentrales, Prorocentraceae.
AGCCAGUUCGGCUCAAGGAGGCUCAAACUGCUGCCGUGUCUUGGCAAGCGCUGCUGGCCCGCACUCAUCAGAAGGCAACAUGGGCAUCGACAUUGAAGCCGGCGGCCGUGUGAAGACCAAGAAGCGCAUCACCACGACCGGCAAUCCGUACAUCCGGCUCUUGUGCAAGCUGUACAAGUUCCUGUCCCGGCGCACGGACUCGAAGUUCAACAAGGUGAUCUUCAAGCGGCUCAACAUGACGAAGAAGAACAAGCCGCCCCUGUCGAUCUCCAAGCUGGCCAAGUUGAUGGACGGCAAGGACGGGAAGGUG